Tarenaya hassleriana is the source of this 1759-nucleotide messenger RNA. RefSeq names its product GLABROUS1 enhancer-binding protein-like 1. Gene Ontology annotation, biological process: regulation of DNA-templated transcription. Gene Ontology annotation, cellular component: nucleus. NCBI's taxonomy places the organism in Eukaryota, Viridiplantae, Streptophyta, Magnoliopsida, Brassicales, Cleomaceae. The record is from RefSeq and is a predicted model, not a curated record. The transcript has a single exon.
UUUCUUGUGGAACAAAUAAGUCUCUUCGAUUCUUUAAAGAUUUCUCAUUUUCCCCCAAUUCCUCUCUUCAGAAACCCUAAUUCUCUCUCUCAACCCUAGCAACAAUGACUCGUCUGAAGCGGCAGCACUUCCGGAACCCGAACCCUCCGGCUGUCCAUUCCGACAACGAGAUCAGAAACUCCGUCGUAGGUGGAGACAAUGCCAUGGACGGAGGUUCUGAACCACACUCUCCUGCUCGUUCUGUGUCCGAAUCUGACAUCGGAGGUACGCCGCAGUCUCCCAGCGUCUCGGGUUUCAUCAUCCAACCGAUUCAGCCGGUCAUCGCUGGCGAAAAUUCUCCCGACGAUCCGAAGAGAUCCUCGGCGAGGUCCGGUUCUAAUCGACCCAGUGAACAAUAUAAUGGAGAGUUGACGAUAAAGAAGAAGAAGGCGAAGAAAUCGUCGGCUUCGGCUUCGAUGGUGGCUCCGAAGCCAGUCGCUGGUGGAGAAGACGAGGAGAUGAAGAAGAGUUCGGGAGCGAUCCAACGGCUUUGGAGCAAGGAAGACGAGAUUGCGAUCUUGAAAGGAGUGAUUGAGUUCAGGGCCAAGACAGGAACCGAUCCGGGCACUGACGCGGCUGCAUUUUUAGACUUCAUCAAGGAUUCCAUCCAUGUGGGUGUGUCUACGAGUCAACUGAUGAGCAAAGUGAGGAAACUAAAGAGGAAGUUUCAUGACAUCUCGGAGAAAAGCGAAAAGGGCGAAGAUCUGGUUUUUAACAAGACUCACGAUUCAACAGCUUUUAAGCUGUCCAAGAAAAUUUGGGGUAAGACUGAAUCUAAUGAAGAAACUGUGAGGGUUGACGAUAGUAGGAAGAGAGCUAGGAAAUCUGAUUCAGUGGCGCCUGAGAAGCGAAGAGGUGUCUUUGACGAUCUAGCGGAUGCGGCUGGGGGGGGUGCUGCUGCUGAAGCCAACUUGAAUGCUGGAGUGUUAGAUGAUAGGACUGAUAUGGGUAUCGAGAAAGAGUAGUGUAACAGAAUGGAAAACGGCGGCAGCCAUGAACUAGUUGAUGAUGAGAUUGAAAUGGUCAUAGAAAAGGUUGAUGAUGGAAAAGAGAACAGUGACAACGGUGAAGCAAAGUCAAACCCUGAAGUGUUAGACGAUAGGAUCGGUAUGGCUAACGAGAAAGAGAACGGUGAAGCCAAGUCGAACCCUGAAGUGGUAGAUGGUAGAAUCGGAAUGGUUAUGGAUGAAGCUUUCAAAAAGUCGAACCCUGAAGUGGUAGAUGGUAGAAUUGAAAUGGUUAUGGAUAAAACUUGCCAUGAGAAUGGAGGAAGGGACGGUAUAUGGGGCCAAUAUCCCUACUUGCAGGAUGCAUUCGACACAGUAGUGGCAAAUGGGAUGGUGGGUGAACUUCAGAAGAGGUUGCUUAUGGGGAAAGUCGGAAUUUUCAAAGGAGGUAGGGGGAAUGAGUGGAAUGAUCUAUGGAAGGCCUACCGGUUCGAAGAGACGCGAUUGCAGGUGAAGAAGCACAAUCUGAUGGCUAAGUUCACCGAGGCAGUGUUGGAUGAAUUGAACAAGUGACCGUCGAGUUCUAGAGGUGUGCCUACUUUUUCCGAGUUUUAGACUUAUCUUUGUGAAGGAUAUGGUUAGAUCGAAGUAGCAUCUAUCUCUAGAGAAACCGUGUUUAAGGGUAUAUUAUCUUAUUGGAUGAUGAACAAAAUGUCAAAUUCCCACAAAAAAAAAAAAAAAGAGACGCUUUUGAGAAAAUGUCAAAUUUCAAA